UAGAGAGUAGUUUCUCACUAUUUGAAUAAAUUCAUUUAAUCGGUGGUUUUCAAUUUUUAUACGAAAUGAAAGAAAUUCCGGUGAUACCAAAAAGUUAUCCAACUAAUUUGUUGAAAAAAGACUGGACUAAGCGUAAGCUAUUCGAACAUACUGGUCAAGCCUUCGUCGAUAAGGUGCACGAUAUGGAGGUGAAAGACGAUGAUGUUUGGCUGGUGACGCUGCCAAAAUGCGGCACUACUUGGAUGCAAGAACUGUUGUGGUUGGUUUUGAACGAUUUCGACUUUGCGGCGGCACGCAACGAACAUUUGGAAGUGAGAACGCCGUUUUUGGAAUUUAAUUAUAUGAUGCACAAAGACUUGGAUACCGCUCUCGCACCAACGGAAGCGCUGAAAUCGCCGCGCCUUAUAAAAUCACACAUGCCACUACCGCUUCUACCUGAGCAAUUGUGGACUAAGAAACCCAAGUUGAUUUAUGUUUAUCGCAAUCCGAAAGAUUAUAUUGUUUCCCGUUAUUAUCAUACACGCAGUCUCGGUUUUAAUAUGGACGCCACGCUUGAGCAAUUUGCUCUGCAACAUUCCGAGGAAGAUAAAUCGGUGCCAGCUGUGGAUUUCGAGCAUGUUACUGAGUUCUAUGCAUUGCGUGACGAACCCUGGGUGUUCUACACUAGUUUUGAGUGUAUGAAAAAGGAUUUACGAAAAGUCAUUAAAGAUAUAUGCCAGUUUUUAAACAAAAAUAUAACAGAAGAGCAAAUGACACAAAUGCUGCAUCAUCUGUCGUUUGCCGAAAUGAAAAAUAAUCCCAAACUAAAUCAUCUUUGGGAGUUUGAACAAUUUCGUGCUCAAUUCCAGACCAAAUAUGAGGUCCACAGCUUUGUGCGGCGCGGUGAGGCAGGUGGCUACAGAGACGAAUUAUCUACAGAGGUAAUUGCUAAAAUCGAUGCCUGGAUACAAUGUAGUCUUGAUUAUUAUAAAUUAAGUUUGAAUGAAUUGCUUCUGCUUCCUGUCAACACUACACUGUGAGCUGAGAAGUAAAUUCAUAUGUAAAAUAAAAAUAGAAAAUAAAAUUGGAGAGUUGCAAUUUA
Molecule: messenger RNA, 1081 nt
Organism: Anastrepha ludens (Mexican fruit fly)
Lineage: Eukaryota; Metazoa; Arthropoda; Insecta; Diptera; Tephritidae
Product: luciferin sulfotransferase
Exons: 5
Coding region: 66-1019 (317 amino acids)
Biological process (GO): sulfation
Cellular component (GO): cytoplasm
Molecular function (GO): sulfotransferase activity
Source: RefSeq, a predicted model, not a curated record